AUGAAUUUACUCGCCAAAGCGAAAUUGUCCAUUAGAGGCGGCCUUUGCCCCUUUCGAUCCAUCGCCGUACUUCAACAAUGGAGUUUAUACUGUACCAAAACCGCUCUGUUCAGCCCCAUAACCCAACAAUCCGCAGAGAAUCUCAGAGCCCAGAAGCCCUCCGAUUCGAGCCUUCCUCCAAUGAAGAUCAACGAACGGAAAGAUUCGACAAUAGAUAUUCUGUUCCGAGAGAUUCCGUUCCGACCUCGUGUUGGCAACACCGUGAAUUUGAUCGGCCGCGUGAAAACCCCGGCCCAUCUCGAGUCCGACGCCGAUGGGAAAUGCUUUGCCACGGUUUUGAUUUCUCCGGAUUAUGACGCCGGGUGUGAAAUGCUUCCCGGGUGUGAAACUCGGUUGAUUCCCGUUGUGUACGAAGGCGAAUUGGCUCAGUUGGCCUGUCGCCUUAAGGAGAACGAUCGUGUUGAUAUUUCGCUGAGAAUGGGUCCCACAAGGUUCCAGUUGAAUUUGUGGAGGGAUCUUUUGAAAAGCCCAAAACAGUGGUGGGAUUAUCGUGGUCACAAGUCUAAUGGUCUGGUCAAAGAAAGACACCCCGACUUUAAGCACAAGGAUUCUGGAAAUGGGCUUUGGCUUGACAGUGCUCCCUUCUGGGUUUCGCAGAGACUUGCCGAAUUAGAGUUUGACGUUAAGUUCUUGAGACCCAGGCUGUCGCAAGGUGGUGAAGGGGUUGGCGAAGCAGAAAAUCGAGUUCAAGGCGCGAAAGGGGAAGAUUCUUGGAAGAAUUUGGUGGAAAAUCCGAAUAAAUGGUGGGAUAAUAGAUUGGGCAAGAAAAAUCCGAGAUCACCCGAUUUUAAGCACAAGGAGACAGGCGAAGGAUUGUGGUUAAGUAACAUGCCGGAAUGGGCUUUGUCGAGGUUACCACAAUCGAAAGAUGGGAAGAAGAGUAUACAGGCCCUUGAAAGCGUUUGA
Molecule: messenger RNA, 966 nt
Organism: Striga asiatica
Lineage: Eukaryota; Viridiplantae; Streptophyta; Magnoliopsida; Lamiales; Orobanchaceae
Source: the annotation of a GenBank genome assembly